AGCUCGAGACGACUGGUCGGCGCCGGUUCCCUGAUCGUGAACAUCAUGAAGCUCCUCCUUGUCGUGGGCUGCCUGCUGACGACCGCCGCGGCCCAGAGGCGGCCAGGAGGCGGCAUCGGCGGACUCAUCCAGAACCUGGCCGGAGGCUUCAUCAGUCAGCUCGGAGGCCAGGGCCAAACUGGUCAGACGGGUCAGACUGGAGCAAACAUCUUUCCCGGCAUCACGGGCACCACCACGCCUCAGCCGGCAGAGUGCUUCCCUGGUCAACAGUUCCAGCGCGACUGUAACACCUGCAACUGCAUCAACGGCCGCAUUGCUUGCACGUUGAUCGAAUGCUCAGCGGCCCCGUCCACCAACCAGUGCCGCGAGGGCCAGCGCGUGCAGCAACAGUGCAACACGUGCACGUGCAAGGGCGGACGGUUCCAGUGCACGAACCGCUUCUGCCUGGGCGGCAAGCAGCGGCGGCGGCGGCAGCAGGAGGGAGGCUUCUGCCGGCCCGGCGAGUCGUUCCAGCAGGAUUGCAACACCUGCUUCUGCGACAACGGUCGCUUCGCCUGCUCUCGGCGCCAGUGCGGCGGCGGCAACGGCGGCGGCGGCGGACAGCAGGAGGGAGGUUUCUGCCGGCCCGGCGAGUCGUUCCAGCAGGACUGCAACACGUGCUUCUGCGACAACGGUCGCUUCGCCUGCUCUCGGCGCCAGUGCGGUGGGUUUCAGCAGUUCCUGGGCCGUUGAGCCCGGUCGGAGCGGCUCGGAGCGAAGGGCACGACUCGACACCGCCGCGCCUGGGCAGCUGCAUCGAUGUGCAUGCUGUAAAUGGUCGCUAGUGGGA
Molecule: messenger RNA, 829 nt
Organism: Pollicipes pollicipes
Lineage: Eukaryota; Metazoa; Arthropoda; Thecostraca; Pollicipedomorpha; Pollicipedidae
Product: pacifastin-like protease inhibitor cvp4
Molecular function (GO): peptidase inhibitor activity; protein binding
Source: RefSeq, a predicted model, not a curated record